This is a messenger RNA of Nestor notabilis (Kea), 1529 nucleotides long. It is a transcript of the gene FAM81A, whose product is annotated as family with sequence similarity 81, member A. The record is from RefSeq and is a predicted model, not a curated record. Bases 1 to 1149 code for a protein of 382 amino acids. The transcript has 8 exons. Lineage: Eukaryota; Metazoa; Chordata; Aves; Psittaciformes; Psittacidae.
AUGGCCCAGCGAAGCCCAAUCUUCCCAACUCUUGCCCCUUCUGAAAGACGGGUUCGAAACAUAGCGCUGCAUAGCCAGGCAUUGACAGCGGUCCCACUGGCAUCUGCGAGCCUGGUGGAUCAGCUGGAAGACAGAAUCCUAAGCCAUGAGAAAACAACAGCGGCUCUUGUGGAACACGCUUUUCGCAUUAAGGAGGACAUUGUUUCCACUCUGCACAGAAUGCAGAACAAAGGGGGGGGUGACCGGUUGGCUAGGCAACUCUUGGAAGAACAUAUCCGAAACAUAACGGCAAUAGUGAGGCAGCUUAAUCGGGACAUUGAGAUGCUGCAGGAACAGAUACGUGUCAGAGACAAUCUCAGCUAUGGAACAAAUUCUACCCUGAAGAGUCUGGAAAUGCGGCAGCUUUCUGGUUUAGGAGAUCUUCGGGGAAGAGUUGCAAGGUGUGAUGCUGGGUUAGCCAGACUGUCUGCAGAACAUAAAAUUACCUAUGAAAGACUUCAGAGCUUAAGUAAAGACCAACAGACCUCCAAACUCAUCUUGGAAUCUAAAAUCAAAGAGGCAGAAAUACAGAUUUCUCAUCUUCUGAGCAGAGUAGAGCAAUCAAUAAUGCAACAAGAAGCAAAGCUGAAGAUCGCUUACAAAGAGAGCAACCAACAGCUCCACCUUCUGGAUAUGAAAUUGAAAAAUGCCAUUGAGGAACUCAGCAGCCAGAUUCUGUCUGCACGUAGCUGGUUGGAACAGGAACACGAAAGGAUUGAAAAAGAGCUUGUGCAAAAGAUUGACCAACUCUCAUCGACUUUCAAGGAAAAAACUGAAAUGAGUGAAAGAGCCAUAGAGAUGAAAUUCAACCAAAUGGCAGAGAAAAUUGACAAAAUAGAAGAAAUACAGAAGAUAACCAUGGAAGCACAUGAAGCAAAACAGACUGAAGAAAAGAUAAAUAUUCGCAUUGGCAAACUUCAAAAUGAGAUAAAUGAAGAUAUAAAAGAAAUGAAAGCUGAAGUUAAUGCUGGAUUUGCAGCUAUCUAUGAGAGCAUUGGGUCUCUACGGCAAGUUCUAGAAGCGAAAAUGAAGCUGGACAGAGACGAACUACAGAAGCAGAUCCACCAAAUGAAGCAGGAGGUUCCAACAUGGGGAGAGGCUGGACCAUGACUGCAAGAUUUUGUCUGAGGGAUUAAUGUUUACCUGGCUAAAAAGGCAGACUGUAAUCUUGUUCCAGUCUGUAAUCCAAAUUAAAUGCAUGUACCAAAUGACAUGCUGCUGUUGCACAGGUCCGUAUGUUUACUCAAAGCGGUAAGUGCAAGCUCUUCAUAGAUCAGCUGAGAACAAGCUUUUAGGCAUGAGGUGCUGAUUUGCCACUGCACUACUCUAGUUGCUCUCAGGAGAUUAAACACCGUGUAAAACUGGAGUAAUAUACUGGUGAAGCUGGCACCUAAUUUGCUAAAGGCAUUCCAGUUUCACAGGCGUGAUCAGACAAGUAAACACUUAUAUAUAUUUAAGCACCUGCACAUCCCCCUUAUGAAAAAAAAAAA